UUGGAUUUACUCCAACGAGAACUUUUGAUAUAGUAAUUCAUAGUCCAAUUCCUCCAUGGCGGCUCUCUCCGCCUGCUCUUCUCCUUCAUGGCCUCUCCCUGAGCCUAAUCCUAGUUCUAACCCUAAUUCGAAUUUUCCAACCGUUCCUCCGGAUGAAAUCGCCACCAUCUCUGACCAACAACCAAGAGCUGAAGCUGACAAGCACGUCAAAGAUGAAGAUGUAGAUGGAUAUGAUGGAGAUGGAGAUGAAGAUGAAGAAGGUUCUUUCAAUGUUUCUUCUCUCACCUAUGCUUUUCUUGACAACCCUAGCGAAAAUGGAGAUUCUGAAGCUCAUUUCAAUUUCAAUACCCCUUCUCCUCCCUAUUCUUUCGUUCAGAAUCCUAGUGCCAACCCCAACUAUGCUUUCCUUGACAACCCUAGUGGAGAUGGAGAUUCAGAAGCUCAAUCCAGUUUCGAUGUCCCUCCCCACACCUAUUCGUUCCUUGAAAACCUUGGCGCCAACCCCACCUAUUCUUUCCCUGAAAACCCUAGCGGAGAUGGAGAUUCAGAAACUGUUUCCAAUUUCAAUAACCCUUCUCCCACCUAUUCUAUCGUUCAAUUUCCUAGCGACAACCCCAAUCUCCAUAAUAAUCUGUCUUCCGUCCCCACGCUCCUUCACCUCUCCUUCAAUCAGGACCAUGGCUGCUUUGCGGCUGGAACAGAUAAUGGAUUCCGGAUCUACAACUGCGAUCCCUUUCGCGAAAUUUUCCGGAGAGACUUUGAUCAUGGAGGUGGUAUCGGUGUUGUAGAAAUGCUCUUUAGGUGCAAUAUUCUUGCACUUGUAGGGGGUGGACCUGAUCCGCAGUACCCGAUCAACAAGGUCAUGAUUUGGGACGAUCACCAGAGCCGGUGCAUCGGCGAGUUGUCAUUUAGAUCUGAGGUGCGUGCUGUCCGGCUUCGGCGUGAUCGUAUUGUUGUGGUUUUGGAGCAGAAAAUAUUCGUGUACAAUUUUGCGGACUUGAAGCUAUUGCACCAAAUUGAGACGAUUGCCAAUCCCAAGGGGCUGUGCGCUGUGUCACAGGUGGCGGGUUCACUUGUUUUGGUUUGCCCAGGACUGCUGAAGGGUCAGAUUAGGGUUGAGCAUUAUGGAUCAAAGCGAACAAAGUUCAUAAUGGCUCAUGACUCGAGGAUUGCGUGUUUCGCACUUACCCAGGAUGGCAAAUUGCUCGCUACCGCUAGCACCAAGGGCACGCUAGUUCGGAUAUAUGAUACUUCUGAUGGGACUCUUAUUCAAGAGGUCCGUAGGGGUGCUGAUAGAGCAGAGAUCUACAGCCUAGCUUUCUCUUCUACUGCACAGUGGCUAGCCGUGUCAAGUGACAAGGGCACAGUUCAUGUCUUCAGCCUCAAGGUUAAUUCAGGAUCUCCAGGAAAUGAUAAUACACAAAAUGUCUCUGGUCCCAAUAAUGCUGCCCCAUCAACUGGUUCAUCACUCUCCUUCAUUAAAGGGGUGUUGCCAAAGUAUUUUAGCUCAGAAUGGUCAGUGGCACAAUUUCGUCUGCAUGAAGAUUCUCAGUACAUUGUUGCUUUUGGUCAUCAGAAGAAUACUAUUCUCGUUCUCGGCAUGGAUGGAAGCUUCUAUCGGUGUCAGUUUGAUCCGGUGACUGGUGGUGAGAUGACUCAACUGGAAUAUUACAACUUCCUGAAGCCAGAUGAGACUUCCUAGACUAGAGCUGAAGGCAGUUUUUAAUUUCUAAUUUUGACUUCUUUUAGUGUCUUUGAGAUAUUAUCUUUUCUAAAAUCUCUUUUUGGGACUGAAUAAAUUGUAAAUAUCUUAGUAGAGAUGGGUGCUUGUAGAAUGUAGAUAG
Messenger RNA from Telopea speciosissima, 1844 nucleotides. RefSeq names its product autophagy-related protein 18a-like. Gene Ontology annotation, cellular component: extrinsic component of membrane; cytosol; phagophore assembly site membrane. The coding region runs from base 56 to 1702 and encodes 548 amino acids. Gene Ontology annotation, biological process: protein lipidation; nucleophagy; autophagy of mitochondrion. NCBI's taxonomy places the organism in Eukaryota, Viridiplantae, Streptophyta, Magnoliopsida, Proteales, Proteaceae. Gene Ontology annotation, molecular function: phosphatidylinositol-3,5-bisphosphate binding; phosphatidylinositol-3-phosphate binding; protein binding. The transcript is spliced from 4 exons. The record is from RefSeq and is a predicted model, not a curated record.